This is a messenger RNA of Pundamilia nyererei, 1255 nucleotides long. It is a transcript of the gene hspb12, whose product is annotated as heat shock protein, alpha-crystallin-related, b12. The record is from RefSeq and is a predicted model, not a curated record. The transcript is spliced from 3 exons. The coding region runs from base 142 to 741 and encodes 199 amino acids. Lineage: Eukaryota; Metazoa; Chordata; Actinopteri; Cichliformes; Cichlidae.
AGGACCUCUGGCUGGAGAGUAGCUUUGGUUGCCCACUGCUUCUGGUGUAUUUUGUCAGUAGAGCCUAUUGAAACACAAUCUUGUUUUCUGAAGCCUGGUUGCUCAAAGAGUCAGACUGUGUUUUGGCAUUGGUCCCUCAAUAUGGCAUCGCUGACAUCUUCAAGCCGCAGAGCUUCCUCAUCGUACCGCUCGUCAGCACGCUACAGCACUUCUAGCUCUUACUGCACAGAGGGGUCUCUGGGUGGAUCAUCUGAUUCACUGGAUACAAUUCUUGAGCCUUUUCUCGACUACGCCGAUCAUUCCAGUCUGUUUGGAGAGGAAGGCCCUGGAGGACCAAACUGUCUGGCCCCAUUCAGAAGGCACAGCAGACCCUUCUAUGGGCAUGAUGCUCCUGUGGGGGGCGCUGCAACAGUUGGACAGACCAGCACAGGUGUUGUAGUGAGGUGUCUGGGAGACAGCUACUACAUGUCAGCUGAUGUCAGCCAGUUUGAGCCACAUGACGUAGUGGUGCUGGCCUACAACCAACACGUGGUCAUCCACGCCCAGAAGGUUUUGGAUGAUGGCAGCAUCAGUGACACGUUCACCCAUAAGUCCCUGUUCCCUGAGGAUAUGGACCCCCUGUCAGUCAGUGGGACCCUUAACCCUGACGGUACCCUGGUGGUGAGUGUUCGCCAGAAAUCAGCACUCACUGGGAACGAGCACCUGGGUAUCCCAGUCUACAACACUGGGGCUGACCUCUGACCUGUGCGCACAUAGUGUGUCUCGUGGUUUCUCCCAUAGUUUUAAAUGAUCUUUUAUAACUUUAUAGUGUUGUUUAUAGCUUAUGCAAAUUGUGUGGCCAUGUGCACUGAAUAUUUAUAUAAAUGAGUAACUAAUUAAUCAUUAUUUAUAGCAUAAGCACAACGUGGCACCACCACUUCCUCUUUUCGCUUGCAAUCACAUCAUUUGCUUCCAGUAAAUCUCUCGCUGUCUCAACCCCUCUACCAGGAUGAUCAGGCUAAACACUCCACAAUGCAUUAACAAUCCCACAAAUGUAUCAGGCAGAUUAUUAAGUUCAUGUUAACAUCAUGUUUUAAUUACAUUACUUUCCAAACAAAAGUCUCCAAACCCUUCAGGAACGUUCAGGUGCUGCAGGAACUAAAAGCCCAGGGAAGCCCAUUGUUAUCAGGCGUGUGGUAAUUAGUCAAAUAAAGCAACUCUUGUUUUCCCAGUGUUGUUUUUAAUCACAAAAACCAGAAAAAAAAACAAAGCAAAA